Molecule: messenger RNA, 1566 nt
Organism: Fulvia fulva
Lineage: Eukaryota; Fungi; Ascomycota; Dothideomycetes; Mycosphaerellales; Mycosphaerellaceae
Exons: 2
Coding region: 1-1566 (521 amino acids)
Source: RefSeq, a predicted model, not a curated record
AUGGCACCUACCGAGCUGAACACGCUCCUGAAUGCCCUACGUGACCGAGACAUUGGCCUUGGCGAGGACGAUGUGGCGUGGGCAUUCGAGGACAAGACAGCCAAGGAAAGCGCCUCUGCUUGGGUCAAUGAAUAUCUGCAGUCGUCGACUUUGCUUACAAAGGAUGAGUUGGCCUAUGAUCAAGAGCACGAAGGCAAACAUAUUAAACCACAGCCGGACACCGGACGGCCUGUCUCUGACGCAGAGUAUGAAGCAGCUAUCGCUGCCCUCCAGGCCAGCACAACAGCUAUCGAUAAACAGUGCGAGAUCCUCGAGUCUCAGAAGCGUGUACUUGAAGAAAUCAAAGCUCGUAAUGCCGUCUCUGGAAACACGGCCUCUGUUCAGGAGACCAGACAGAAGAAAAUCGGCCGCCAGCGAGCACAGCUCGACUUCGACGUGGAUGAACUAGCCCAAGCUCUUCAAGCAAACGUCCGGUCUUCGCUGAAGCAAGGCGACGUAGCCACUGCUGGACUGCCUUCUUCGGUGGAGCGACUGUUCGAGAAGGACGACCGCCUUCUGGACGGCCUACAGAAACUACUACCUAAAUUGACAGACAACGACCAGGACGAAGACGGCGCAACCGAAGUGGAGUAUUUGUGCUCGACUUUGGCUGCUUUAUCUGUGCAGGAGAUCCAUGCUCGUCUGGACAAGGCGUAUCGGGAUUGUGUCUCGGAUCACGGACACUUGCAGGAUGGUUCUGGUGAUGCAGAACUCUCCGCUCAACAGUUGAAGCAGCGCAAGAACCUCCGAAUUGAGCUCGAAGAACUAAGUGGUGAAGUCGACGGCUUGGUGGGUAUCGUGGUAGAUCACCAGUAUCGUAAGCCACUCAAAGACGGCAUGCUCUCGUCACUCGCCAGCGCUCAGGCACAGAAGUCCAAAUGGUCCGAGUACACCAUCUCGGCCCUGGCAUACUUGACAGCUCGGCUGGAUGCACUCGCUGAUCAUGUGGAACAAGUUCAUGCUCAAGGAAGUGCAUUACGAGCCGUCUCUGGCGCACUGAGCGAUACACUCGCCACUCCAGAGACAAACUCUGGCGCAUCUCAAAAGAACAUUUCACCCACACUGUCUACGCCCACCGCAAAGGGCCUUAAACCGCUACGCCUGGUGCAAGCCAACCUCUCGGAAUCCCAGGAUCCUGCCGUACCUUUCCUGCGAUAUCAUGAGAUCCGUUUCCAGGACGGGGGCAGUGAGGACAAGCUUCUGAACGUGUUGACCUCGACAGCUCGCGAUCGAAGGCAGCGACUCGACCAUCUGGCAAAGUCUACAGAAGAGACUAUCUCCACCGCCAUGACGAAGUCACUCUCGCAGCCAGAUGCGGAUGUGCAAGACAUUCUGGGCGCGAUUUAUGCACAAUCUCGUUAUGGCACGACUCACCUCGUCGACGAUAGCUCACAGGCCCAACUGGACGGGCUCGAGCAUAAAACACAGACGCUCGGCGAUGAGAUGCGUGAGGUCGAUGUUGACGCAAUCGCUAAUGCUGUCAAGCUCAAGCAAAGAGAUGCUGUGCGGAAGCUGGUCGACAAGUAG